Molecule: messenger RNA, 1527 nt
Organism: Sorghum bicolor (sorghum)
Lineage: Eukaryota; Viridiplantae; Streptophyta; Magnoliopsida; Poales; Poaceae
Product: heat stress transcription factor B-4d
Exons: 2
Coding region: 347-1288 (313 amino acids)
Biological process (GO): regulation of transcription by RNA polymerase II
Cellular component (GO): nucleus
Molecular function (GO): DNA-binding transcription factor activity; RNA polymerase II cis-regulatory region sequence-specific DNA binding
Source: RefSeq, a predicted model, not a curated record
UAGUUCCAUUAGUCACCCAAGAGUAGCUAAAAUAAUUUUAGCUAGCUAAAAUUUAGUUGGUGGAACCAAAUAGGGCCAGAGAUUGGAGGAGACUAUAGGGCUAGAGAGCUAGAGGGCCGGACAGUGACCCACACCCACCGGUGUCCAGCAAGAAUAUUUGAAGGUGGUGCCCUGUGCUGUGGGCGUUCAUGUGUGCGCUCCAGUCUGAGACAGUGCGUGAGAGGUCGUAGAGUGCCUUUCAUAGCUUUCUCCUGUCGUCCCCUCACUCUCGCACUAGCAAUCUAGCAUAGAGCGGCAGUGUUGCCUUGCUCCUUUUGUUGCCUCCCUCUUGCAUCCAUAUCAUCCCAUGGCGGCAUUCCUCGUGGAGAGGCCGUGCAGUGGCGGUGGCGGUGAGAAGAAGACGAAGACGACGACGACGACGGUGGUGUUGUCCAUGGACGACAUGGAUAUGAGCUCGCACGCUGCUAAGCCGGCCGGGCCGGCCCCCUUCCUUACCAAGACCUUCCAGCUCGUGGACGAUCACCGCACCGACCACGUCGUGUCGUGGGGGGAGGACGGCGCCACCUUCGUGGUGUGGCGGCCGCCGGAGUUCGCCAGGGACCUCCUCCCCAACUACUUCAAGCACAACAACUUCUCCAGCUUCGUCAGGCAGCUCAACACUUAUGGUUUCAGGAAGAUCGUGGCAGACAGGUGGGAGUUCGCCAACGAGUUCUUCAGGAAGGGCGCUAAGCACCUCCUCUCGGAGAUCCACCGGAGGAAGUCUUCGUCGUCGUGCUUGCAACCGCCGCAGAAGCUGCAGCCGCCGCUCCCUCAGCACCAGCCUUACCUCAGCCUCUUCAUGCCGCCGCAGCCGCCUCGGCAUCCAUCGUGCUACAACGUCCAGGAGGAGGACCACGGCGGCAAGGACUUCCUGGCGACCCUGUCGGAGGACAACCGGGAGCUCCGGCGGCGCAACUCGCUGCUGUUGUCGGAGCUGGCGCACAUGAGGAGACUCUACAACGACAUCAUAUACUUCCUGCAGAACCACGUGGAGCCGGUGGUGCCGACGCCGGUGGCGACGACGACGACCGCCAGCUGCAGGCUGGUGGAGCUCGGUUCUACCGACAGCGACACCUCGGCACCGACGUGGAGGCCACGCGGCGACGAUGAGGCGCCGGUGAAGCUGUUUGGCGUGCGCCUGAACGACGGCAAGAAGAGGAGGGCACAGCAGGUCGUCCCGCUUGAAGGAAAAGGCGAUGGUGACCAAGGUGAAAGCAUUGGCGAUGGUGACCACAAUGGCCACGGGUGACGAUGAUCGGCGAAGUGAGACGUAGGUGACUGUGUGUUGUGUGUCGCGCGUAGACUAAUUUGGUAGAUAGAGGAGAGGUACGUAUGUCGCUAGCUCGGUAGGCUACGAUUUUAUGUAAGUUGAUUAGAACCCCUACUUUUGAUUUUUCUUUGCCCUUUUUUACCUGUUAUUAUGGUCUCGAUCUGCCUGCUCUCAUCACUAAUCAUAUUCUACUUGAUGUCUUGGGCUUGUUGGACUCA